This is a messenger RNA of Penicillium maclennaniae, 573 nucleotides long. RefSeq names its product H(+)-transporting V0 sector ATPase subunit c''. The transcript is spliced from 5 exons. Gene Ontology annotation, cellular component: proton-transporting V-type ATPase, V0 domain. The coding region runs from base 1 to 573 and encodes 190 amino acids. NCBI's taxonomy places the organism in Eukaryota, Fungi, Ascomycota, Eurotiomycetes, Eurotiales, Aspergillaceae. The record is from RefSeq and is a predicted model, not a curated record. Gene Ontology annotation, molecular function: proton-transporting ATPase activity, rotational mechanism. Gene Ontology annotation, biological process: proton transmembrane transport.
AUGGCUCUCCGGUACCUCUUUGGUCUCUCAACGACCGCCCUCCUCGUGGUUGGGUUGUAUAUGCUCUUCCAGGGGGAAGGUGAAGCCUUCAAUGUUGGCCGCUUCCUCGAAGAGGUGUCCCCUUAUGCCUGGGCGAACAUCGGUAUCGCGAUGUGGGUAUCUUCCUCACCGGUUCCUCGAUCGUCGGCGGCGGUGUCCGCGCUCUCCCAAAUUCGCACUAAGAACUUGAUUUCCAUCAUUUUUUGCGAAGUCGUUGCUAUCUACGGCGUAAUUAUGGCGAUUAUUUUCUCCUCAAAGCUCACCCCCGUCCCCGAAGCCGAGAUCUUCACUAAGAGCAACUUCUACACCGGAUAUGCGCUGUUCUGGGGAGGAAUUACCGUCGGAUUCUGCAAUCUGAUCUGCGGUAUCUCUGUUGGUAUCAACGGCAGUGGUGCCGCUCUUGCGGACGCUGCUGAUGGUAGCCUGUUCGUCAAGAUUCUCGUUAUCGAGAUUUUCAGUUCAGUCCUGGGACUGUUCGGUCUAAUCAUCGGCCUUUUGGUUGGCGGUAAGGCCCUUGACAUGGGUGCGGCUUAA